Lates calcarifer (barramundi perch) is the source of this 1713-nucleotide messenger RNA. RefSeq lists its product as uncharacterized. NCBI's taxonomy places the organism in Eukaryota, Metazoa, Chordata, Actinopteri, Centropomidae. The coding region runs from base 265 to 894 and encodes 209 amino acids. Gene Ontology annotation, biological process: spermatogenesis. The record is from RefSeq and is a predicted model, not a curated record. The transcript has 4 exons.
AGCAGCUGUCAACCCAGUUGGCUUGACAAGACAGACACAAUCUGACCAGGAGAAACGCUAUGAACCAGCGCAGGCCUCGGAGCUGAACAGGUUCCCCACGCUGCUUAACCACUGAGAACUUUAUGCAUGGAAACAGGUCAAAGUUGCCCCAACUGAGACGAGCUGAAUCUGGAAGUGGAGACUUGGGUGGAGGGGUGGACCACAGAGGCAUAGAGAGGUCUUCGCAGGUGUUCUCCUGAGUGUUGAGCAUCUAUUUAUGCAAGUAUGAAUCCUAUGUGGAAGGUUUAUAAGAGCAAAGUGCUGAAGACUCUUAACCCUGAGUAUGAGGAGGACACUGCUGAAGAGGUCACAGAAGUGGAGAAUGAUAUGAGCCCAGUGCAGGAGGAUGAGGGGCCCAAUGCUGUCUCCCAAUUGGCCAAGAAAAUGCAGGGGGCCGGGGCCAAAAGCUGGAACAGACUAUCAGCUCUCUUCAACAAAGAUGAUGAACACCAGCUUCUAGAGGAGACUGAGAGCCCGCCGGUUGCUGACCAUCCACUUGCAGUAAAGCCAGAGGAGCCUCCUCGACCCACCAGGCGCUCAGGAUUCUGGGAUAGCUUCGCAGCCAACUGGGCUGCCAAGAAGCAGGCCGAAGCUGCUGCAGCAGCCGCCGCCGCUGCUACAAACGAGGCAGCAGAAGGCCAAGGUGAGGAAGCUGUGACAGAGGCCGCAGGGGAGGCAAACCAAGAUGGGCAGGUCGCUGCAGGAGAGGACAGUGAAGGAGGAGGAAGGAGCAACAAUAGCUUCUCCAAAUACGUCUCGCUGGGAGGGGGAAACGAGGACGCAUCCUUCAAGUGGAACUUUGUCACCAGCAAGCUGGCAGAGCUGAAAACCAAGAGCACAACCAAGACCAACUAGAUACUGGUGAGAGGGAAUGAGGAGAAUAUAAACAAUAUGUGGCUGGGGGGGGGGAUUAUGGAGGAAGUUUAGAGGCACGGUAGAUUUAACAAGUAUGUCCUGUAACUGAACUGUACAGCCAUUAUAGAAGUCCUUCAGUCCUCAGAAGGCAUUCAGAGCUACUGAAUUUACCCACCAACUCCCAGAAAUGUUUUUAUUUUACAACCAUAUCUCAGCAAAUGAAGAAAGGUUACAAUAAACCAGCAUUGAACCUGGAAUAGACAAUACAGUGAAGUUUCUGGGGAUUGCACGGUGAUUUUUCUUUACCCAAAGUGCUUCUUAAACCACAAAAGGAGGCCUUCACACCUGUAAGCAAACCUGAUAUAAUCUGUAGUUUAGCAAAAACUAGAUUAAGAGAUUCAAGGCAGUGAUAGCUGCAUUAGUUGAGGAUUAUCUCACUGUUCAGAGGGCAGGCAGGAGAUUACAGAUGAGAGAUUUGGCAGUGCAACAUAACUAUUACAUAAUAUUCUGUAAUCAUUUGAAAAAUACUUUUGUUUUCCGCAGACACCAGGAAUGGAAAAUGUGCUGCACAAUUAUAUGAAAUGUGUAAAAUAUGAAUGUGUGACUGACAUGAUGAUUUAACUGACCUGAAUUUUCUGAUUGUGACUGAGAAAUGUGCAACGUGUGAUUUUCAACAUUCCUAAUUUUGUGACAUGAAAGAAAAGAGGUUUAAAUAUUAUUUUCUUCCUGAUUUUGGUUUUUUCCUUGUUGUAUGUUUUAUUCUGUUUUGUUUUCUGGUAUGCUCUAAUAAAGACUAUUGCACUAAAAGAUUUGAUGAAG